Messenger RNA from Rasamsonia emersonii CBS 393.64, 309 nucleotides. RefSeq names its product Serine/threonine protein kinase. The record is from RefSeq and is a predicted model, not a curated record. The transcript has a single exon. NCBI's taxonomy places the organism in Eukaryota, Fungi, Ascomycota, Eurotiomycetes, Eurotiales, Trichocomaceae. Gene Ontology annotation, biological process: protein phosphorylation. Gene Ontology annotation, molecular function: protein kinase activity; ATP binding.
UUGUCUUACGAUCGAAUACAUGGACAAUGGAAAUACUUCGAGAUUAUAUCAGAGAAAAAUCAUCACGCAAUAACAUCUGAGCUCCGUCUCAGAUGGGCCAAGCAAGCAGCUGAAGGACUUCAAAUCCUUCAUUCUGUUGAUGUUGUUCACUGUGAUGUCUCGCCAAGAAACUUCUUGUUAGACUCUGGCCUUAAUCUGAAGAUCUCCGACUUUGCUGGUGCUUCUCUGUCCGGUUCAGAGCCGUCUGCAUAUUCAGCAACUCGAUUUUCGACAUCCAGAUUGCAACUGGGAUGUUACUCCCCGUUUUGA